AUAUUAUGAAAUAAAAAAUUAUAUUAUGAAACAUUAAUAUCAUAAAUUGUUGAUUUUAUUAAUAGGAUAUAAAAAUUAUAAUUUUUUUGGGAACCAUGACUGUUAGAAACAGCCACUGGGUGGCACUUUUUUCUCAAUUAUUCGUUUUAUCUGCAAGUGUGGUUUUGUUUAUGAUUCCGAUUUAUCUACUCUGGAGUCACAUAACUUAUGAACAAAAUCAUUUAUCUAAUUAUAAGCCUCACGUGGUAGCUUUAAUAUUAGCUCGAGGUGGUAGUAAAGGAAUACCGAGAAAAAAUUUAGCUGUGAUACAAAACACUACACUCCUCCGAAGAUCUUUAGACACUAUUAAUGAUUGUGGAUUGUUUCACGAUGUAUGGGUAUCAACAGAUGAUAAAGAAAUUGCUGCUGAAGCUGAAUUAGCAGGUGCUAAAGUUUUUCACCGUAGUGCAGAAACUGCUUCGGAUGAAGCAACAUCACUUAGUGCUGUUAAAGAGUUUAGCAUGUACCAUCAAAAAGUGGAUAUUUUUGCUAUCAUUCAGUGUACCUCACCUUUUAUGACUGCUGAGUAUCUAACUAGAGCAUAUAAAAUGGCAGUUAAUCAGAAAUUUGAAUCUGUGUUUUCUGUAACGCGAACCCAUAAACUGCGUUGGAAACUGGAUUCUGAUGGUCAACUGCAACCAUCAAAUUUUGAUGUUACUAAAAGACCAAGAAGACAAGACUGGGAUGGAGAAUAUGUGGAAAAUGGAAUGUUUUAUUUUACAUACAAGAACCUCAUUGUAAAUAAUAAGCUCCAAGGAGGAAAGUUGGGAGUAGUCGUGAUACCAUUAAAUAGAAGUUUAGAAAUUGACACACAAUUUGAUUUGCAGGCUGCUCGACUAUUAGCUCCAUUACUAGAUAAACCUAAAAAUGUAACUAAUAGAACUAAUGAAAUUAUCAAAAAGUCAUAAGUCAAUUUUAAAAUUAUAGUUAUGUAAUUACUUAUUAUAAGUUUUAGUUAAUAUUAUUAAAAACCAAUAUAUCUGUCUGUAUAAAUAAGAUUAAUAUACCUGACCUGAGUAUUUGUGUAAUACAUAGGUAAAAGGUAUGUAUUAUUUUGUGAAUAUUAUUGUUAGAAAAAUGAUAGAGUUUAUACCAAA
Molecule: messenger RNA, 1136 nt
Organism: Acyrthosiphon pisum (pea aphid)
Lineage: Eukaryota; Metazoa; Arthropoda; Insecta; Hemiptera; Aphididae
Gene: Csas
Product: CMP-sialic acid synthase
Molecular function (GO): N-acylneuraminate cytidylyltransferase activity
Source: RefSeq, marked provisional